GAUAUAUCAAGAAUGGAUAAUUUAAGAUGUAUCUGCCAUUUAAACUUGGCAGCUUGUCAGUUGCUUGGUACUAAUCUACUAGGUGCAUUGAGGAAUUGCGAAGAGUCCAUCAAAAUUAAACCAGAAUGUGUAAAAGGUUAUUACAGGUCGGGUCAGGUUAGGCUGAUGUUGAAUGAAUAUCAACUAGCCAUUAAUGAUUUCCAAAAAGUGCUGGAAAUGGAGCCGGGCAACAGACAAGCAAAAAAAUUAUUAGCAGAAGCAAAA
Messenger RNA from Helobdella robusta, 264 nucleotides. RefSeq lists its product as hypothetical. The annotation marks the transcript as partial. Lineage: Eukaryota; Metazoa; Annelida; Clitellata; Rhynchobdellida; Glossiphoniidae. The transcript has a single exon. Gene Ontology annotation, molecular function: protein binding. The record is from RefSeq and is a predicted model, not a curated record.